GAUCAGUGCUGCUUGUAGACAACCUGGCGUUUGAGAGCCCGGGGGAACGUGGCACUCAGAGCUGUGUUGCUCUCCUGAAAGCACUGGACAUCGGCCUGCCCUCCUCCACCUGUAGAGCUGAAGAGAGUUGCAGAAGCUGGACUGGAAACGAUAGCAAAUAUUGACAGAAGCGAGGGUCAGGGUAACACCCUCUGGCCAAGUCGGCUGUGGAGGGAUAAGCCUGCAGAUCCAAAGGAACUGGUCAACUGGAUUUGCACAAUGGACCCUGGCAAGUUCUAAAACUGAGUUUUAAAACUGGCAGCUCGUCAAGCCACCAGAAUCCCUCCCUGUACUAACUUCCUCAUAGCUGUUCUUAUUUUCUGUUGUAGGAUUUUUUUUUUUUUUUUAAUUCUUUCCAGGGAAGAGAAAUCAGGACAACCUCUUAACCUCUUCCCUGGAAAGGAGGUAUCGCAGGCAGUGUUAGAAGAUCUGCUUUGAUCCGAACCAGGUGUUGGCUGGUUUGGGUUAAUCCCAGCCUGGCUCAAGCAACCGAUCACGAAAUGUUUUUUCGGUUCGUGUGCUAUCUCGUGGUUGUGUGGCUGAUUCCUGCCUCAGAUGAGAGCUGUUCAGAACUUCCUCCGGUGGAAAAUAGCAUAUUCGUUGCAGAGGAGUCAGAAGGACAAAUUCAGGGAAUUUAUGUCUGUAUCAAGGGCUACCACCUGGUCGGAAAGAAAACCUUUUUUUGCAAUGCCUCUCUGGAGUGGAACGCCCCCGUUCCCACAUGUCAGUUGGGCCACUGUCCUGUCCCUGUGCUGGUGAAUGGUAACUCCAGUUUCCUGGGUCCUGUGAAUGUGGGUGACAAAAUCACUUUUGAGUGCAAUGAGCACUAUAUCCUCAAGGGCAGCAGUUGGAGUCAGUGCCUGGACAACCACACCUGGAUGCCUCCCUUGCCUACCUGCAAAAGCAGAAACUGUGGCCCUCCUGAGAAUCCAGCUCAUGGCUAUUUUGAAGGGGGAGAUUUCAGCUCAGGAUCUACCAUUACUUAUCACUGUGAAGACGGAUACCACUUAGUGGGCACACAGGACCAACAGUGCAUUGAUGGGGAGUGGAACAGUGCACUUCCAGUCUGUAAAUUGAUCCAAGAAACUCCCAAACCUACUCCACAGACUGAGUGUGAGAAGACAAUUUUUGCCUUUCAGAAGGACAUAGAAUAUUGCAAAGCCAUAGAAGACUUUAUGCAAAGACUAAAGGAAAAUGGCUUAACAAUGGAGGAGCUAAAACAUUCUCUGGAAAUAAAGAAAGCUGUGUUGUUGGCCAAAAUGUCCUGACAUUGUAGCUGAGCAGACUGGGUAAUAGAAUUGCAUCUACGAAUAAAUUUUCCUCUUGGUUCUAAAACUA
Canis lupus familiaris (dog) is the source of this 1377-nucleotide messenger RNA. RefSeq names its product complement component 4 binding protein beta (gene C4BPB). The record is from RefSeq and is a predicted model, not a curated record. Lineage: Eukaryota; Metazoa; Chordata; Mammalia; Carnivora; Canidae.